CCAUUGCACCAAAACACUACAGGAAAAGUAGAGGUGUUGUGUCAGUGUUCAUGGUCACUUUAAUAACGAAUGCAGGGGUUGAUAGUGAAAAGAAAUCAGUUUGUAAGUUUUGGGAGGUGACAUGGAAGAAUAUCAUUCUGUGAUUUUAUUCAAGCUUAUUUUUGGAAGUGGUAUAAUCAAAGUGUAAACAUUGAGAUCUGUUCAUGGCUUGUGUGUCACCUCUAUCAUCAACCAAGAUAAUGGUGGAAGGUUGUAAAGAAAGCACCAUUAGUCCCAACAAUUCUCCGGAUGGCAAAGGUUGCGGAACCUUAUCAUCAAAUUGCAGUAUAGAGAGUGCUGAGAUGAAGAGCAUCGAGUCGGAGUUGUCCGGUUGUGAUAGUGGCGUUGAUAGUAGUUCAUCAAAAAGCGUUGACCUUCUGAUGGAGAAGACGGCAGCGAUUGAGUCUAUCACAGCCAACACAGAGGCGGAGCUAGUAGCCAAGUUGGAGCUUCAAAACAAAUUAUUAGAAGCCGACACCAAGUCUACAAAAUCAUUGUGCGACUCAACAAGAUCCUCACGACGAGGUUCCAACUCUAGUCUCAGGUCAACAGGGUCAGUUCAGAGCAACAUGAGUAAUACAAAUGCCAGUAGCGGUGGUGAGAUAGACGUCAAUGAAUUGUGGGUAACAUGGGGAAAGAUUGUCAAUGAUUGGGAAGAAUUUUCAAAGAAGAAACCAAAACAAUUGAGGGAAUUAGUAAGAGCAGGAAUCCCACAUCAUUUCCGUGGAAUCGUUUGGCAGCUACUUUGUGGCGCAUAUGGUUCAUCGCUACGUGAUCGGUAUGCAGAGUAUUUAAAGCAAACUUCUCCCCAUGAAAAACUUAUACGUAGAGAUAUUGCGCGAACAUAUCCCGAGCAUGUAUUUUUCAAAGAGAAGGAUGGACCAGGACAGGAGACUUUAUUUAAUGUUAUGAAAGCCUAUUCUCUGCAUGAUCGAGAGGUUGGUUACUGCCAGGGAAGUGCCUUCAUUGUUGGCUUGUUACUCAUGCAGAUGCCGGAAGAAGAAGCCUUUUGCGUCCUUGUGAAACUCAUGCAGGAGUACAGGCUACGAGAGUUAUUCAAACCCUCCAUGGCAGAGUUAGGCCUGUGUAUGUACCAACUAGAAUGUAUGGUCCAGGAGCUUCUACCUGACCUCUACACACACUUUAUCACGCAAGGUUUUCACACGUCAAUGUACGCAUCACACUGGUUCCUGACGUUGUUCUCCGUCUGCUUCUCUAUACCAUUGUCAUGCAGGGUCAUGGAUUUAUUUAUAUUAGAUGGAAUGGAAAUUAUAUUUCGCAUCGGAAUGUCUAUCCUUCAGAUGCAUCAUGAUGAACUUCUUGCCAUGGAUAUGGAGGAGAUGUUAAAAUUUCUUCAAAAAACAGUGCCUUCUAAACAUAGCCAAGACCAUGACACACUAAUUCACAGUGCCUCCCAGAUUAAGUAUAAUGCCAAAAAAAUGAAAAGGUUAGAAAAGGAUUACUUAGCAUUCAAGACCAAAGAAACUGAAGAACAGGUUGAAAUGAGGAGGUUAAGAACGGAAACACGUCUUCUUCGCCAACGAAUCGACGUUCUCGAGAAAGAGAACAUUGCUCUUGCGGACAAACUUAUCCAUGACCAACUGACCAGAGCUCAAGAAGCAGAAGACUCGUACCAAGUGAAACAAGAACUACAUUUAACGAAACAACAGGAGCAGGAAACGCAGGACAAGUUAGAGGGUGCACAAAUCAUCAUCAAAGAUUUGAAAGAAAAGCCGCCUAAAGGAAAACUUAGCUUCAGAUUCAAGAAGAACAAAACCAUGGACAAACUGCUGAAGGCUCAAAAUUUCAUGAAAGAUAUGAUUCAGAAGGCUCGUGAAGGCACUUCAAAUGUUUACAUUGAUUCAGAAGCUGAGGCUAUCAUCUUAGCAUUACAAGAAGAGUUAAUCGCAGUCCGUUUACGAGAAGCGGAAACUUCAGAAUCACUCAGAGAAAUGGAGCAGAAAAUCAUUGAACUAGAAAAGACUAAUAAAAAGAUAAGGCGAGCGGAGGCAGGGAUCUCGGUUGACUCGAUGCAGGAUGAAUUAAUAGCUGUGAAACUGAGGGAGGCUGAAGCUAACCUCUCACUCAAGGAAUUAAAACAGAAGGUGUCGGAACUAGAGGACCAUUGGCAGAAACACUUACAAAGAUCAACAACCACACCAAAACGCAAGGACCCCAACAGUAAAUUGACAGUGAACGGUUUACAAGAUGAGUUAAUUGGCGUGAGGUUAAGAGAAGCAGAAGCUGUUGCGGACCUAAAGGAAUCUCGUCAACGAGUUCUAGAACUUGAAACACAGCUGAGGCUACUUAAACUGAAAGAGAAGCUAAAAUUACGAUCCAGUAGUGUAGACGAAGAGCCUGUUACGAAUUUGACAGACAGAUGCGACUCAUCCAACCACGACAAGAAUCAGAUGACAAGUAAUCAGAUGAGGCGAAUUGAGGAGGAGAGGUUGAUGUUAAAAACAGAACUAGAAACAGCAUUAGAAAGAGAACAAGACCUUAGGUUGAAACUUAACACAGUACAAAAAGAAUUAUGUCAAAUGGAAGCAAAGGGUAAAGAAGAAUUAAUGGCAAUACGAUUACGUGAGACUGAGGCGAGAGCAACGCUAGCAGAAUUUACACAGCGUAUAGCUGACCUUCACGUAGAGCCGGAGGUGCAACCUUUUCUUAUUGAAAUGGUAAAGAAACAAGAACUCUUGGCCAAAGAACAACUAAGCAACACAGAAUCAUUUCAAAAUGUACAUGAACUCUACAAUAUUAUCAAAGGACUACAGGCAGAGGUAAGACGAUUAAAAAUGGCUCACAAGAUGAAACAAACCUCUGUGAAAGAAGAUGCGGAUGCUUUCCUAAAUGAAUUUGAUGAACUUGACGAUGACUCAGUGUCAAUCAACCUUCCAGACAUUGACUCCUCAAUAUUUGAGGACGCAGAUGGAAUUGAGGGAGUGGUGGAGAUGGAGAAGGUGUCACGGGAACGCUUAAGCUCCAAAUCUAGUGAGACUACUGUAUGAUGUAAUGAUGUGGGAUUGAUCUUCCUCCUCCACUCUCCCCAUCUUGUUCUUCAGUGACCUUAUAUACAGAUUCUAUAUCAUACAAUCUUGGUGAACUUUAUACUGUCUUGUGCACUUUAAAAAUAUUUGAUUAUGCACCUUCAAGGUUAACAUGCUAUUCAUGAUUCAAUAUAUGUAUAGUAUUGUAUAAUGAUGAUAUACCAUAAAUAUGUAUAUAUAGUGUGUAAAUACACUAAAUAUAUAAGACUACAAUACAUACUGUAAAAUCAUUGAUUAGACAAUAUGGAUUAGCCUUCAGGAAGAGUAAAUUUUUUAUGGACAAAUCAAAUUUUGUUUUCUUAUGACAACAUGAGACAAGAUAUAUUAUGUAUUAAAACAUAUAAAAUUAAAGUGAAUGAAUCUCAAAAAUGAAUGAAUACAAUUUAUAAUUUUUUUAUGACUGAUAACAAAUAAAGAAAGUGAAGAAAGAAACAACUCA
Anneissia japonica is the source of this 3525-nucleotide messenger RNA. Its product is annotated as EVI5-like protein. Bases 204 to 3047 code for a protein of 947 amino acids. The record is from RefSeq and is a predicted model, not a curated record. NCBI's taxonomy places the organism in Eukaryota, Metazoa, Echinodermata, Crinoidea, Comatulida, Comatulidae. The transcript is spliced from 22 exons.